This is a messenger RNA of Alnus glutinosa, 1769 nucleotides long. Its product is annotated as protein TRIGALACTOSYLDIACYLGLYCEROL 2, chloroplastic. Bases 283 to 1431 code for a protein of 382 amino acids. Gene Ontology annotation, molecular function: lipid carrier activity; phospholipid binding. Gene Ontology annotation, cellular component: chloroplast inner membrane. The record is from RefSeq and is a predicted model, not a curated record. The transcript is spliced from 6 exons. NCBI's taxonomy places the organism in Eukaryota, Viridiplantae, Streptophyta, Magnoliopsida, Fagales, Betulaceae.
CAGAGACUUUGGUUUUGGUAUAUCCAUUUUGCUUUGCGAGAAGCAAAGCGGAGGUAAAGUGAUACAAUAAUUCUCAGACUCCUCAAACCCUAGUUCAAGGGUUUUGUUAUGCACUACAUUGAAUUGGCUCAGUGGAAGUUUCAGCAGUUUAAGACUCAGAAAACCCCCUAGUGGAUUGUUAGAAUUGGCUCAAGAAGCCAGUGUUUGGUGUAAGUAUUACCAAGAAAACUGCAGUUGUAAUUGGCUAUUGGUACUGUUUCUCCAUUUAGAACCUUGCAAAAGAUGGUGUGGAAACCUUUGGUUCAGGUCUCAACAUGCCCGACAGUGCUGUCUUCAUCAUUGAUUGCCCUUCCAAGUAGUUCUUCAAAUUGCUUGCCUUGUCUUCCAACAAGAUCACACAUAAAACUCAACAGGGUAAGAGCUAUGUCUGCUGAUGCAGGUCAUAGCCAGCCAUCUUCUUCUUCUGAGAAAAAGAAUCCGCUUGGAGUUGUUUUGGAUAUUCCUAGGAAUAUUUGGAGGCAAACAUUACGCCCAUUGAGUGAUUUUGGGUUUGGCCGUAGGAGCAUUUGGGAAGGUGGGGUUGGGUUGUUUCUAGUGUCUGGUGCAGUUCUUUUUGCACUUAGUUUGGCGUGGUUGAGAGGGUUUCAAAUGCGGUCUAAAUUCAGGAAGUACUUUGGUGUUUUCGAAUUUGCCCAGGCUAGUGGUAUUUGCACAGGAACGCCAGUGAGGAUUAGGGGGGUGACUGUUGGCAAUGUCAUCCGUGUUAAUUCUUCCUUGAAAAGUAUUGAAGCAGUUGUUGAGGUCGAAGAUGAUAAAAUAAUCAUUCCUCAAAAUUCACUGGUUGAAGUGAACCAGUCUGGUCUUCUCAUGGAAACUAUGAUUGAUAUUACACCUCGAGAUCCAAUCCCAACACCUUCAGUGGGACCUCUUGACCCAGAAUGUGUUAAAGAGGGUCUUAUUUUAUGUGAUAGGCAGAAGCUGAAGGGAUAUCAAGGAGUAAGUUUGGAUGCAUUGGUCGGGAUAUUUACCCGUCUAGGACGGGAGGUGGAGGAAAUUGGUGUUGCCAAUACUUAUUUGCUGGCUGAACGAGUAUCUUUAGUUAUUGAAGAGGCAAAGCCUCUGCUUACAAAGAUCAAAGCCAUGGCUGAUGAUGUUCAACCUUUGCUGGCCGAGGUUCGUGAUAGUGGUCUGCUAAAGGAAGUUGAGAAUCUAACCAGAAGCCUUACGCAAGCCUCUGAGGAUCUGAGAAAGGUGCAUUCAUCUGUUAUGACCCCUGAGAAUACUGAGCUGAUUCAGAAGUCCAUUUACACCCUGAUUUUUACCUUGAAGAACAUUGAGAAUAUAAGCUCUGAUAUUCUGGGAUUCACGGGCGACGAGGCUACAAGACGGAAUCUAAAAUUGCUUAUCAAGUCCCUAAGCAGGCUAUUGUGAAGACAAAAAUAAAAGGUGGAAAUAGGAUAUAUGGUAGCUUACAGCAGAAAAUUAGAUGUUCAAAAACACUUGUCCUUUGUUUAUCAUAGGAGGAUCUGCUUCUUUUGGUAGCAGGAAAGCAGCAUUCAAUGCUGUUCUUCAUGUAGCAUUCUUUUGCCUCAGCGGAAAUGCCCAAUCAAGUUUUCCUUUCCCUAACAAGGAUGAUGAUUUUAUCAGUGGAGGUUUUGUUUGUGGCUACAGAAAGCCUUUGAUUUUAAGAUGAAAAAAUUUGCACUCCAGUGUAGUUUGGACUUUGGAGGCUUCUUCUUCAUAUGUUUCCAUUGUCCACUUUUCUUUAA